Messenger RNA from Bathycoccus prasinos, 861 nucleotides. RefSeq lists its product with no specific name. The coding region runs from base 1 to 861 and encodes 286 amino acids. The record is from RefSeq and is a predicted model, not a curated record. The transcript has a single exon. Lineage: Eukaryota; Viridiplantae; Chlorophyta; Mamiellophyceae; Mamiellales; Bathycoccaceae.
AUGGUGGUACCGCACAAAAGAAUCAAACGACGAGAUCACGUGACGACGAGGCGAGACGUUUUGCGAACGAAAAAAAAGAGCAACAGAUCUUCUUCCGCGCCGACGCCGGGGCUUCCAGGAGGGUCAGAGAAAAGUGCGUAUACCAACCGCGAAGGCAAGGAGACGGAGAAGGAAAGGAUGUCUUUACCGCCGUUUGAAACCGCAAAGUCCGGUCCAAAAACAACGCAAUGUUUGUUGUUUGAAAUCGAACUUCCAUCGAGAGAUAUCGGCAUUGAAUUCAAAGAAGUGAAAGGCGCACGAUUUGCGUGCAUGGUAUCUAAAGUCGAGAGAACGUCUCGAGCGUUUGGCAAGGUUAAGGAAGGAGACCUGCUGACGCGAGUGACGGCGACGCAAAUUCACGAGAAAGUGCCGGAAACGCAAGCGACGACAAUUUUGGAUCCUUGGAAAUGGAAUUCCGGGUGGUUUGAGUGUAAAGAUGAGUCGUUCGACGACGUUCUCGCGGCGAUUCGUUCGACGGCUGUGGUAAGCGCCGGAUACGUCCACAAGUUAGUGAGGUUCGAAUUUUUACGAACCGAAGAAGACGUCGCGGAAAAGGAAGAGGAGGAAGAGGAGGAACGCGCGACCGAACUCGCUUCAGACGACCAGAGAGUAAAAGAAAAAGAAGAAGAAUCAAAAGAGAAAGAGAAAGACGAAGAAAAAGAAUCAUCCUACCGCGAAGCGCUCUCGCACAGAGGCAAACUCGAAGCCGACCGCGAGGCGAAACAUAUCGAGUUUCCGAAAGAAGAAAUCGAAGGCGGUUUCGCCAAAGACGAAGAUUCCAAAAAGCUUUUCAAAGAAGAGACGUCCGCGUGGGACGAUUGA